GCUGAGAAGAGCGCGCGGGGAACUUAGAGGAUAUAAUGGACUCUUAGACUUUGAGAAACGCGUUCAGGACAUCUGGGAAAUAAAAUAUCAAGUGACACUGUUAGACGCUGGAUACAUUCUGAUAUUUUUGAAUCAUGCAACACUACGGAGUGAACGGAUACUCUCUGCACGCUAUGAACUCACUGAGCGCCAUGUACAACCUGCAUCAACAGGCGGCGCAACAAGCUCAGCACGCGCCUGAUUACCGUCCGUCGGUUCACGCGCUCACCCUUGCCGAGAGACUGGCUGAUAUCAUACUCGAGGCUCGCUACGGUUCUCAACAUCGCAAACAGCGUCGCAGUCGCACCGCUUUCACGGCCCAGCAACUGGAGGCUUUAGAGAAGACUUUUCAGAAAACUCACUAUCCUGAUGUCGUGAUGCGGGAGCGCCUGGCCAUGUGCACUAACUUACCUGAGGCACGCGUGCAGGUGUGGUUCAAGAACCGUCGUGCAAAGUUUCGCAAGAAGCAGCGAAGCCUCCAAAAAGAACAACUGCAGAAGCAGAAAGAUCCAUCAACCGAUGGAGCCGUGGCAGCAAGCGAUAAGGAUAAACCCCCUUCCGCCAUUAAUCUCGAGAUCCAGCCACCAUCGUCCUCUUCCUCCUCCAUGGAACCCGAGGCGGGUCCCCACACACUGGGAUCUGAACUUUCUGUUGAGCUAAAUGUGACAUCGGCAGAGCAGUCAGGCAGUGAGUCUGCUACAGAAGACAACGCAACGGACAAGGAAGAAGAGAUAAAGCAGCACAGGGAGGAUCUGAAGGUUGAUAAAGAACCAACACCUAGAAACCUCUCACCUCUUUGCAAACGUCUCAGCCCUAAACCAGACUCUCCUCUUGGUUCCCCAGCCAUCACUUCCUCCUCUGGUGGCGUCACCGGCGGGAUCUCACAGAGUCAUUCCUACUCCUCGUCUCCGCUCAGCCUCUUCCGGUUGCAGGAGCAGUUCCGCCAGCACAUGGCCGUCACCAACAACAUGGUUCACUAUCCCUCUUUUGACAUGGCGACUCCCUCGUCUAUACCAUACCUGGGAAUGAAUGUCAACAUGCCAGCACCCCUGGGUUCCCUGCCCUGCCAGUCCUAUUAUCAGUCUCUUUCUCACCAUGCACAACAGGUUUGGAACAGCCCCCUGCUGCAGGCCUCUGGAGGCCUCCCCAGUCACAACAGCAAGACCACAAGCAUUGAGAAUCUACGCCUGCGGGCAAAGCAGCACGCAGCAUCGCUGGGCCUGGACACACUGCCCAACUGAGAAGAAGAAUAAAAACUACCUGAGCAAGGGAACAUCUCUCGACCACUUCUAACAUGCCAUCUGGACUUGUCAAUAUAGGGGCAAUCAUCUAAAAUGUACAGGAAACUUUGUUUUUAAAAAAAGAAAAAAGGUGUAACGCCCAAAGCAUUGUCUUGGUUUUGAGGCUAAUGGCUUAAAAGGGCAGUGAAAUUAUGUUGCUGCAGUAUUAAGUCCUCAUGAUGAUAUCACAUGUAUCCGCAUAGCUUAAAAACAAACAGGCCCUGAUUUAGAUGUUGUGUUAUUUAUAUAUUUUGGAUGGGCAUAUAUGAUUGAUAUAAGCACUUUUUGGAGAGGAUCUCAGCCCACUGUGUGCACUGAGACAGGCUGUACACCAGAAUCUGUUAAGAACUUUCUUAAUUUAAUUACUGUGGUUUGCAAAUCACACAUUACGCAAUUUACCUUGGAAAUGUAAAUCUUGUGCAGCUAAACAGGUUGAUUAAACAUAACCUGUUUAAUGGUCAGGAUUAAACCAAGGUAAAUUGAGAAUGGUUGGUAAUGAGACUUCAUUGGCUACAUAUGCAAAGCUUUUAAUUACAUGUAGCCUUGGGUGGAGGAUGAAAUGCAAUUAUAGGCCGUGCAUAUAAUUUGAGAUUGCCAUAUUAAUGCUCUGAGGGAAAAUACUUUCAACCGACAAAAAACUACCUGCUUAAGUGCAUCUGAAUGUUGCAACAAGAAAAUGUCUUUGUUGCUACCAAUACAAACAGGAAUUCUCCUGUGGAAAUCAAAGCACUUUUAUAUACAGCAGCUUUUUCCCCCUCUGCUUAUUCUUUCCCUCUCAUUGUGUUUGUAAACUAUUUUAAUAUGUAAAAUACACAAAGUCUUUAUCUAUAAAUGUUUACUGGUAAGGCAAAUGUAAAAGUUUCGUUUUAGAGUGAGAAGAAUUUAACCCUGUGAUGAUUCUGGUAGCUGUCCUUUGUAAGAUCGUACUGGGUGGGCCAUAGCCUGCUGGCGUCCUCCCCAGAUUAUUUAACCUAUACAGUCUGGUUGUCUAUGUAACUCUUUCAUUGUCACUGUGGACGUACAUUUACAGUCACUCAUGACAUCAAACAAAAUGGUGAAUUUGUAGCCUAUAUCAGUGGAGAGUGUUCCAGAA
This is a messenger RNA of Xyrauchen texanus (razorback sucker), 2412 nucleotides long. RefSeq names its product diencephalon/mesencephalon homeobox protein 1-A. Gene Ontology annotation, molecular function: DNA-binding transcription factor activity, RNA polymerase II-specific; RNA polymerase II transcription regulatory region sequence-specific DNA binding. The transcript has 5 exons. Lineage: Eukaryota; Metazoa; Chordata; Actinopteri; Cypriniformes; Catostomidae. Gene Ontology annotation, biological process: regulation of transcription by RNA polymerase II. The record is from RefSeq and is a predicted model, not a curated record. Bases 135 to 1280 code for a protein of 381 amino acids.